Ceratitis capitata (Mediterranean fruit fly) is the source of this 2587-nucleotide messenger RNA. Its product is annotated as solute carrier family 25 member 51. The coding region runs from base 624 to 1526 and encodes 300 amino acids. Lineage: Eukaryota; Metazoa; Arthropoda; Insecta; Diptera; Tephritidae. The transcript has 4 exons. The record is from RefSeq and is a predicted model, not a curated record.
CUUCUUGUUUCUUUCAGUGUUUUUAUCACAUCGCCGUUGAGUAAGUAAACUUGACUUUUAAUAUUUGCGCCGUUAAUUUUGUCAAUACGGCCGUGCUUUCUAAAAUACCAGCUGUUUACAGAAUGACAGAUUGAUAAAUUUAUUACGAAAAGAACCUGGAUUUUUUUUAAAUUAAAGGGAAAUCCGUAUCCUGUGGAAAAUAAGUGUAAUAUACUUCGGGAGGCAACAGUUUGUCAUACAGAUUGAUUGCUUCUCCUGUUCAAUAUAUUCCAAAGCUGGCUGUGUUCUGUAUAUGAUGAAUGGCAAAUGUGGCGUGUCUGAAAUUGCUUCAAAAUAAGGCAAAAGGAAAUAAUUUAGCAGGAAUAGUUUGCACAAUCAAGAUACAACGAGCAUGCCGAGGCAUAUGUGAAAACUAAGUUGUUCGUUAUCAAAACGUGAGAAAAGCUGAAUGAAGUUGUAAAUCACAAAAAGUUUAACCAAUCCCACCUAUGCCUCUAGUCAUUAAACGAUUAUCAAAUGUUGAAAUUAAGGUGACACAUUACAUUGAAUAAUUAGAUCAAAAUACACGCCUAAUUAGGAGAAAAUUAUUUCAACAUUCAUAUUUAUCAACUUCAUGCGCAAUCAUGAACAACGAACCAAACUUAAGAGAGAUCAAUAGCGAGGCUUUAAGGACAAGUCCACACAUUUACACUAGAUCAAUAUUGGCUGCAUUUGACUGGAAGGAGUUUGCCUGUGGCUGUGGUGCAGCUUUUAUAAAUAUAGGUGUUACCUAUCCAAUUUAUAAAAUGAUAUUUCGGCAAAUGCUUCAUGGUGUGCCGAUAACUUCAGCUUUUGGACAGUUACGGAAUGAAGGUUUGGGAUUUCUGUAUCGCGGAAUCUUCCCGCCAAUGGCACAGAAAACUAUCUCUUUAUCAAUAAUGUUUGGUGUAUUUGAUGGAUCGCGUCGAUAUUUAAUAGAAAACUUUAGCAUGAACGCUUAUACUGUUAAAAUAAUUGCUGGUAUUACGUCAGGCACCGUCGAGGCAGUACUUCUUCCCUUCGAGAGAGUACAAACUUUGCUGGCCCAUUCAAAGUAUCAUGAAUAUUUUGCUAACACUCCGCGAGCUUUCAACUACGUAUUAGUACACCAUGGCUUUUUGGAAUUGUAUAGGGGAAUUGUACCAGUGCUUUGGCGUAAUGGACCUUCAAAUGCCAUGUUCUUCAUGCUCCGUGAAGAAGUAUCAUUAUUCCUCCCAGAUACGUCUUCUAAAACAACAAAAACAGCACAAGAAUUUGUUGCGGGAGCCAUUAUUGGCGCUUCGAUUAGUACACUUUUUUACCCACUAAAUGUUAUAAAAGUGGCCAUGCAAAGUGAAAUGGGACAAGUAUCGGAGAGCAUGUGGGCGAUAUGUAAACGAAUCUAUUUUGAACGUGGAAAUCGUAUAAAAUACUUCUACAGAGGAUGUGCUUUUAAUUCAUUUCGUUCAUUUCUCAGUUGGGGCAUCAUGAAUACAGCGUAUGAAAAUUUGAAAAAAGUCAUGUCGUAAAAAUAUUUAUGGUAUUGAAAUAUUCGCUUUCACUAUAACGCACAUGAAACCUCUAUUUGGUGACAACGGCGCAGUGAACUGAACGAAAUUCAAAGACGCCGGGCACUUUUGCACGACGCUCAUGAGUAUUUAUAGCCUGUGCGAAAUAUACCAUUGAAACUUGUAAAUAUGAUAUGUGUAUUUAGUUAAAAUAUUUGAUUAGUUAAUUUAAGUAAAAUAAGAACUAGAAAAUAUCAUUAAUAAACUCCUCAUUUCAUAUCUUAUCAAUGUCAUCAAUAUGGGAGCUUCAUAUACAUACAAUAGAGAGAUCAAAUCGCCAAUUUAUUAUUUUAUGUUCUCUAAAGUGGUGAAUAUUAAUUAACCACUAAAUAAUUGAGUCAAGAAUUAAAAAGAAAUCGUAAACAAAAAAUUCUAGGUGUUCGUCUUUUUAAAGUAAAUAAAAUGCGCAUUUAGUCAAUUAUUACAAAGUAGCAAUGUCAUACACGGUAUAGGUGUGCUUAAUAAUUUGCUAUUUUGUUUGCUUAUGCUUGUAACAUAUAUGUAUUUACAUAUGACUGUUUAUGUACAAUACAUACGCUCAUAUUUAAGUAUAUUUCGAGAGGUCAACGUACUGCAAUUUACUAUGAGAUGUAAAAUUAAUUUAUUUAUGCCAAUUGCAAUUUCGUAUUUCGUUUAAACAAAUAUACAUAACUUCAAUUAGAAAUAUAUAUAUAUAUAUACAUACAUAUGCGUAUAUAAAUGUGUCUGAAGUAUUACUGCUGUUAAUAUACAUAUGUAAAUGUUUCUGCUAAUAAUAAGAUCAAAGUGCGCUUAACGCAAAGCCACAACUAGUGUGACAAUAAAUUUGGUUCGGAGUGUGCGUAUUAAAAUAGAAUUCAGAAACUCCUCACUUCUGAUUAUAUUUGUACAUAAUUUUAUAUCAGUACAAAGUAGUACUUUAAAUUAUCUAGUCAUUUGCCCUUUGUAAUCCCAAGUCGAGAGGAGUUGUAUUAAAUAUUAAAUAUUUAUAUACUUAGCCAUACACAUAGCACUGUUCAUAUGUUGUACUAAUAAAAAAAAAA